Messenger RNA from Vigna radiata var. radiata (mung bean), 2280 nucleotides. Its product is annotated as putative serine/threonine-protein kinase receptor. Gene Ontology annotation, biological process: protein phosphorylation. The coding region runs from base 1 to 2280 and encodes 759 amino acids. Lineage: Eukaryota; Viridiplantae; Streptophyta; Magnoliopsida; Fabales; Fabaceae. The transcript is spliced from 8 exons. Gene Ontology annotation, molecular function: protein serine/threonine kinase activity; ATP binding. The record is from RefSeq and is a predicted model, not a curated record.
AUGGCUUUCAGAGAACAAAGGAAACCUCAUGUGUUGCAACUUCUGACCUGCUUCUUGUUCUGGUGGUGGAAUACCUGUGUACAUGUUGAAGCCACCAGCAGUAAUAUUUUGAAGCCAGGUGAUACCUUGAAUGCCACAGAAGGGGCCAAACUAUGUUCAGAAAAGGGUACAUAUUGCAUGUACUUUGGCACAACAUAUGAUGAUGAGAAUCUUGCAAACUUAUACAUAUAUGCUCAAAAGGAUGAUUGGGCUGUGUGGACUGCUAACAGAGAACAAUCUGUUGACACAAAUUCUGCAGUUUUAGCAUUGAAUCAUUCUGGAGUACUCAAAAUAGAAUCUCAACAUGGAGAAAUCAUCCUUCAUUCACCACCUCAACCUGUCAACAACAGUGUGGCCAUGUUGUUGGACACGGGCAACUUUGUGCUUCAGCAACUUCACCCCAAUGGGUCUGGAAUUGCUGUGUUGUGGGAAAGUUUUGAUUUUCCCACCGACACUUUGCUUCCAGGGAUGAAGUUAGGUGUGAAUCACAAAACCGGUCGUAAAUGGUCACUGGUUUCAUGGUUGAGUAAGCAUCUUCCCACUCCUGGUCCAUUCAGCCUUGAAUGGGAGCACAAAACAAUCUCAAAUGAAAAUGAAGCCUACAUCACAUUGAGGAGUUCUGAUGAAGACCUUACAAAAUGGACACUGUUGUCCACUGGACAGUUGAUAAACAGGAAUGGAGGUGAUGUUGCAAGGGCUGAUCUGUGUUAUGGAUACAACACAGGUGGAGGGUGCCAAACAUGGGAGGAUCUACCCUAUUGCAGAAGUUCUGGUGAUGCAUUUGAACUGAAGCAAGGUUAUGCCAAUCUUGACUUGGACUUGAAAAGACAUGAAGAAAAUUCAAGUUAUGGCAUAAAUGAUUGCCAAGCUAUUUGCUGGAGCACCUGCAGCUGUGUUGCAUUCACUCAUCUUUAUGAUAAUGAAACUGGUUGUACCUUCUUUCUGUGGAAUUCAACCAAGGGUACCAAUAUUGCAAGCGAGGGUGACAAGUUUUACAUGCUAGUAAAGAGAAACCAUCAUAAAAAACAAAACAAAUGGAUAUGGCCAAUUGUUGCAAUAGGAGUUACUAUACUCGUAAUCUGCAUUUUCCUUCUGUGUUGUAGAGUGUCAAGGAAAAGAAAACAUGCCCUUGAAGAGCUGAAAACCAAAAGAAUGGGGAUUGAAAACGAGGAUCUUGAAGCUUCCAGCACCUCUUCUUGUGCAGAAAAACUAGAAGUUGUUUUAAAGGAGGAACAUGACUUGAAAGUUUUUAAGUAUGCAUCAAUAAUGGAGGCAACAAAUGACUUUUCAUCUGAAAACAAGUUAGGACAAGGUGGUUUUGGACCUGUUUAUAAGGGAAUUCUACCUACAAUGCAAGAAGUUGCUGUCAAAAAACUUUCAAAAUCUUCUAGACAAGGUCUAGUUGAAUUUAAAAAUGAAUUAACAGUCAUAUCUAAACUCCAGCACACAAAUUUGGUUCAGCUACUCGGUUACUGCAUUCACGAAGAAGAGAGGAUUUUGAUUUAUGAAUACAUGCCUAACAAAAGCUUGGAUUGCAUUUUAUUUGAUUGUACACAAAAUCACUUGCUAGAUUGGAAUAAGCGUUUCAGUAUAAUAGAAGGAAUUGCUCAAGGAUUACUAUACCUUCACAAAUACUCAAGACAUAGAAUCAUUCACAGAGACUUGAAGGCUAGCAACAUACUCCUUGAUGAGAAUAUGAACCCCAAAAUUUCUGAUUUUGGUAUAGCAAAAAUGUUCACACAGCAGGAUUCUGAAUCAAACACCACCAGGAUUGUUGGCACUUAUGGCUACAUGUCUCCUGAAUAUGCUAUGGAAGGGGUUUUCUCAACAAAAUCUGAUGUGUAUAGCUUUGGAGUGUUACUCUUUGAAAUUGUUAGUGGCAAAAGAAACAAUAGCUUCUACACUGAAGAAAGACAACUCAAUCUAGUAGGACAUACAUGGGAGCUAUGGAAAGAAGGUGAGGUUCUUAAGUUGGUGGAUUCAUCACUGAAUGAUUCAUUUUCAGAAGAUGAAGUGCUAAGAUGUGUGCAUGCUGGUCUGUUGUGUGUGGAAGAAAAGGCAGAUGAUCGUCCUUCUAUCUCCAACAUUGUAUCUAUGUUAACCAACAAAAGUAAACUGACUACUGUGCCUAAAAAACCAGCUUAUUAUGUUAGAACAAAAGUCCUUGGUGAAGAAACAUCCACCAAAGAAUUUGGUUUAGAUUCUUCACACGAGAAUUCUCUUAAUGUUUGUUCAAUUUGA